AUGUUGAAGCUCACAGCGCUUGUUGCGCUCCUGCUGGGCGCGGCGUCUGCAACGCCAACCCUCAGCCCCCCUGCUGAAGAUGAAGGCCUUGCCAAGCGCGCUACCAGCUUCUAUUAUCCCAACAUGGAUCAUACUGGCGCGCCUCGUGGCUUCGCUCCUGACCUUGAUGGCAACUUCAACUAUCAAGUGUACCAGACAGUCAACCCGGGAGAUGGAGGUUCUCUUCAGCGUGCCAUCACUAGUGAUGGCAGUGGCUCUCGCCACCAGAAGUGGUUCGCAUCACAGCCUAGAGUGGUGUAUAUCCCCCCUGGAACAUAUACUAUUUCCAAGACGAUAUACCUCAACACUGAUACAGUGUUGAUGGGCGAUCCUACAAACCCUCCCAUCAUCAAGGCCGCUGCUGGCUUCUCUGGUGAUCAAACUCUCAUCAGUGGUCAAGACCCUGGCACUGGCGAAAAUGGAGAGCUUUCCUUUGCAGUGAGUCUCAAGAACUUGGUUCUUGAUACGACGGCUAUUCCCGGUGGCAACACAUUCACUGCCCUCUGGUGGGGUGUUGCUCAAGCUGCUUCUCUUCAGAACGUCAAGAUUACCAUGGCGUCUUCUCAGAAUGGUAACGGACAUUCUGGUAUUGUCAUGGGUAGAGGCUCAACCCUUGGUGUUGCCGAUGUUCGCAUUGAGCGCGGUCAGAACGGAAUUUGGAUCCCUGCCCACCAGCAGGCUGCCUUCCACAACAUCUACUUCUUCCAGAACACCGUUGCCGUGCUCAUCAGCGGUGGUAGCACCUUUAGCUUCUUCUCCCCUACCUUUGACACCUGUGGGACUGGCAUCAGCGUCACUGGCGGCUCUCCUUGGGUUGCUCUUAUUGAUGGCAAGUCUGUCAACUCUGGCGUGACUUUCUCGACGACUGUUUUCCCUUCGUUUGUCAUUGAGAACUUGACCAAAGAUACCAGCACCCCUAUUGUCGUUCUUCGGGGUACUACUGCCUUGGCUGCUACCAGCCACGUCAAUACCUACUCCUACGCCAAUACAGUUGGUGGAAACCCCGUCUAUGGCCCGGUCCAGUCCACCAACCAGCGUCCUUCUGCUCUCGCCCCUGGCGGUAACUAUCCAUAUGUUGCUCCUCCCAACUUUGCCAGCAACUCUGUUUCGGAUUUCAUCAACGUCAAGGAUACCAACCAGAACGGCGGCCGCAAAGUUCUUGGUGAUAACACUAUUGAUGAAUCUGCCACUCUCAAUGCCAUCUUGCAACUUGCCGCCGACCAAAACAAGAUUGCCUACUUCCCCUUUGGCAAGUACCGUGUCGACUCAACGCUCUUUAUCCCCCCCAACUCGCGCAUCGUCGGUGAGGGUUGGGCUACUAUUACCGGUAACGGCAACUUCUUCAAGAACGAGAACAGCCCUCAGCCAGUCGUCUCGGUUGGUCGUUCUGGCGAUGUUGGCGUUGCUCAGAUUCAAGACAUGCGAUUCACAGUCAACGAUGUCCUCCCAGGAGCCAUUAUCGUUCAGUUCAACAUGGCUGGUAACAAGCCUGGAGACGUGGCCCUGUGGAACAGUCUGGUCACAGUAGGUGGAACCAGAGGCGCUUCUGCCUUGGCCAACGCCUGUACGAGCACAUCAAACCAGUGCAAGGGGGCCUACUUGGGAAUUCACUUCACCAAGAACUCGUCUGCGUAUGUCCAGAAUGUCUGGAACUGGGUUGCGGACCACAUUGGCGAGGACUUUGGCGGCGGAACUUCUAUUGCAGGAAAGGGAGGUGUUUUGGUGGAAAGCACCAAGGCAACUUGGCUGUACGCCUUGGGAAGUGAGCAUUGGUGGCUGUACCAGCUCAACUUGCACAACGCCAACAAUGUUGUGGUCUCUCUGCUCCAAUCCGAGACCAACUACGACCAGGGUGCCAACACUCCGCAGAUCCCCCCUGCACCCUGGGUAGCCAACGUCAACACUUUUGGAGACCCAGACUUCUCGUGGUGCGAUGGAAACAAAAAGGUCUGCAGAAUGGGCUACGCCAACUUCAUUAACGGAGGAUCCAACAUUUAUACGUAUGCCUCUGCCUCGUGGACUUUCUUCAGCGGCCCUGGCCAGGGAUGCAACGACUUUUCAUGUCAAGAAUCCGUACACUGGGUUGCUAACACUCCCUCCAACCUCCAGGCCUUUGGACUGUGUUCCAGAGGCGCUACAAACACCUUGAGAGCAGGAAAUGGCCAGUUGAUCAACACCCAAAAUGGCUUCACUGGUUCUUGGGGUGGAAAUGGUGGCGAUGUUGGUCGCUACACUCCCUAA
Molecule: messenger RNA, 2280 nt
Organism: Trichoderma atroviride IMI 206040
Lineage: Eukaryota; Fungi; Ascomycota; Sordariomycetes; Hypocreales; Hypocreaceae
Source: RefSeq, a predicted model, not a curated record